Molecule: messenger RNA, 1013 nt
Organism: Fundulus heteroclitus (mummichog)
Lineage: Eukaryota; Metazoa; Chordata; Actinopteri; Cyprinodontiformes; Fundulidae
Product: ferritin
Exons: 5
Coding region: 129-653 (174 amino acids)
Biological process (GO): iron ion transport; intracellular iron ion homeostasis
Cellular component (GO): cytoplasm
Molecular function (GO): ferrous iron binding; ferric iron binding
Source: RefSeq, a predicted model, not a curated record
GACAGUUGGCUGGCUGGGUGGGGGAGCCUUUAAAUACCGGUGCUGCCCAGUAAAUACGAGCGGGACUUCAUUCCAGACAGAAACAGGUUGGACGUUUAGCUAAAGCUGCUGAGUUUAGAGACAGGGAAAUGCAGACUGCCUUGAAACAAAACUAUCAUGCUGAGACUGAAGGAGACAUCAACAAGCUCAUCAACCUGAAGCUCAACGCCUCCUACACCUUCCUUUCCUUGGGAAUGUACUUCGACAGGGAUGAUGUUGCUCUGCCGCACUUCUCCAGUUUUUUCCUGGAGCGCUCCUUGAAGGAGAGGGACCAGGCUGAGAAGCUGCUGGAAUACCAGAACACCAGAGGGGGCCGCAUUUUGCUCCAGACUGUCGCCAAGCCAUCAAGGGAGGACUGGAAAGGUGGUCUGGAUGCGUUGACUUUUUCCCUGGAGUACCAGAAGUCCCUGAACACGCGUAUCCUGGAUGUUCACCGCAGGGCUGAUGGCCACAAUGACCCACAUCUGUGUGACUACCUUGAGCAGGAAUUUCUCAUCGACAGCCACGACACCAUCAAAAAGCUGGGCAACUACAUCGGCAGUCUGACCCGCCUGACUUCAUCUGAACCUCAUGGAUCCAUGGGAGAAUACCUGUUUGAUAGACACACUCUUUAAAUAAAUAAAUACCAUUAAACAACUCCAGCCAUAUAUAGUUGACACUUCCAAAGAUGAACAGAGGUCAAAGCUGCACCUGUUUCCGUUAAGAAAAUUUGACAAGUUUUGCACAUUUAACCCUAAGCUCCUUUUUCGUGUUUGUACUUAAAGUAAAAUGGGUCAAGUUAACUGGAAUUACCUCAACUUUUCUAAGUAAACGAACUUUAGACCUAAAAUUAAUGUUUUGCUCGUUUACAUUGGGUCUGUAUCAUGUCUUGCAUUCCAGCGUCCUGUUUCAGCCGAGGCAAAUGCUGUUGAGCUAAAUCCCUUUUAGUAUCUGGAAACUUAUUAGAAUGUUUAAUAAAGUCAAAGUAUGCCUAA